Molecule: messenger RNA, 2767 nt
Organism: Seminavis robusta
Lineage: Eukaryota; Bacillariophyta; Bacillariophyceae; Naviculales; Naviculaceae
Source: the annotation of a GenBank genome assembly
AUAACUACUCUUUUGUACUGACAAUAUCAAACUUGGACAGCCGUAGAGCGCUUUGCAAGUAGCCUUUGUUCGACGCCACAUUCACGGAGCAAAUCUGGUGUGACGAGACUUGGUUGCCAUGUGCCGUUUGCCAAAGGCAUGGUAAACUUCAACAAGCUGGAUCUGCUUGUAAAGCCGGGUCUCAAGCGAGGAACAGCUGCAUAGUGAGACAGCUUCCUGCGUCCUGUAUCCAAGAGCGUGAAAGAGGCGUUGUGACCGUGGCACGUUCCUCCUUCUUCAAACAGUUUGAAGGGUGUACUGGUAGCUUCCAGGGAAUGAUUAAUCGAAUACAAGGUGAGUUCUCAACGAGACUGCAUCAGGACUUUUGGAAGACUCGACUCGUUGUCACUGUGCGUCGAAGCCUGAGAAGCCUGGUUGUGAUCAACAUCAGUCCAGCACUAAACUUGCCUGCGCAAAUCCUAGCCAGCAAGCAUGGAUAAUGUUACCUACGCCAUACUGUCACACCAGUAGCUACAAUUGUGGCGCAAUCAUUACGGGCACCGUGUUUCUACCAGCAGAUCUUCCCUGGGUAAAGAGACCCGACGGCGCUCGGGAAUCGAAACAUUUAUUUAUUUAUAUACUUCUUGACUCGGAGCUCUUGCGCAGCAUGGAUCCUGGAUCUUGCCCAGCGAGCAAUCACAGCGGUAUCGCAGCUCGAUAGCUGCUAUGGGUGAAUUGCUUGUAACAUAAAAUCAAGACAGUAAAAGGUCGAAAGCCAUAGUCCAAGAUGAAAGUUGAAACACCCUUUUUCGGAUUGCUUGCCGUUGCCUCUUCGUUUGUGGUGGCAACUGCAAAGGGAACAAAACAGCUCAGAUCCAACAGACAACUUACUUCAUAUUAUGAUCAAAUCAACCACGGCUCUGUUCAGACGUUGUCUGUUGCUGGCCAUGGCUUUUUGCAAGAAGAGCUCGGAUACACCAAUUUGGGUCCAAUGGGGACUCUCACCUUUACCGAAACAAAGAAUGACGGUCGCCUUGGAUGGACCUUUCUUCAUUUCCCUUCAGUAUGUGACACUUGCUUCGUUCUCCAGAACUACAGAACGCAUCGAGUCAUGACGCUCGACGACCGCGACAGGCUGGCAGUACGCCGAAUCCCUUCCUCCGGGGUAUUCGCUCAGGAUAUCUUUCGAAUCCAGCGAACUAUUAAUAACCAAGAUGCAUACCGGUACAGUAUCCAGAGCCACAGCAAGCCCUUCCUCUUCCUCACGGUGGAAACCGAAAAUGAACAGCCAGCUCUCAGGUUGCUUCCUCCCCGUUUAUCUCCCAGAGAGUGGACCAUUCGAGAAGAUUUCUUUCAAUCUCAUGAUACGUGCCACGAAGCAUUGGACAUCUCAGUAGGGGACAGCAUCGUGGCGACCACCGUUGGUGCAACCCCCGACGAGGAUCUGUUUCGGCUUGGCUUCGGCUUUAACGAUGGGCCGGGGGUGUGGUUCAAGUUUAUCGGUACUGGAGGGCUCAUUCAUAUCUACACCAGCUGCCCUGAGAACUGGGACAAUCUGAUCAAGGUCUUUACAGCCGAGUCCUGCGAUGAAUAUGGAGAGGAAGUGGGGGGACAAGGGUACACCUGCAACGCUUCCCUCCAGCCAAUCCAGACAACCGCUGGAAUGGAGUACUACAUUUUGAUGAGUGGGAUUGACACCUCGCAAGACGGCAACUUUGAGUUAUCCAUUACAGAAGAUAUUGAUCCAGCUCGCCAUUGCAAUCUCCAACAAUUUCCUGGAGCUUCCUGCCAGUCCGGUUCUUGCCGAAAAUUUGAACGAACUUGCAAGGUACCAGACAAUGACAACGACGGACGCCUCACACAAGUGGUUCCCCGCUACGCUGCAUGUUCUUGUGAAGUAGGGAAAUUUGUAUGCGGCCUUACUUUGUGCGGAGCCUAUCCCGUUUAAGACAAAACAUCGACUGUCGCCACAGGCACGAGAAGCAUUCUUCUAGACUCGAAAAUGAUCUACCAAACAAGAUCUUCUCCAAGCUCUCAGCUUACGCCUCAGUAUAGACUAGUGGGAAAGAUAUGAUACGGUUGAGGUCGCUUUGGCAAGCCAUCCGUUAGGUGACAUGAUUCGUUUUGACAAUAAAACAAAGUAUCUAUAUCUAUAGCAGAUCCAGUGACCUGCAGCUGUACUUUGUUGGCUGGUCAAUAUGGUGACUCACACUAGUUUCAGGUGAUCUGGUCACUCAUUGAAUGGCUGGUCUAAUCAUUGUUGGGACAGUUGUUAAUCCUGUGCCUUGGCCUUGAGUUCAUUCAUGGUUGCAACAGGCUCGUACACUGCCUUUGGUUCUCCGCGUCUGCAGCUCACCAAAACCACGAGGGCAACCAAAGUCAACAUCAUUCCCACAGCCACACCCAUAAGAAGGGGCAAAUGCUCCUCUAGUCGAAAAACAUAAUCUGGAGGUCCAAUAAAGAGAGUAGACAUCAUGCCAGUAUCUUCGUGGGCCAGAAAGUGACAACUGUGGGGUGGCGAACAAAGCUGUGAGACAAGAUCUACAAGGGUGCUUCCUAACCAACCACAGUACAUUAGUUCAGUACUUACUGAAAGACUGUCUUGCCAGUAUAAUUCUUGUAUUGAACCCAGAUCCUAGCUCGGCCAUUGGGAGGGAUAACAACUGUAUCCCUCCAAACACUAGGUUCAAAUUCCAUGACAUGCUUCAAGACUGGAUAGGUUUCAGUAGACAAUUCUGAUCCCAUCUCUUGGACUUGAAAUCGAUUGACAUGAAUAUGAAAGGGAUGC